AUGGAGAACGUAUAUUUCCCGAGCAUGGAUAUGCACGAUGCCCCCGAGCCUAACAAUGCCGGCGCCGCCCCCCAGCAUAGCUACAAUGGCGCCGACGAACAGCUCCCUUCCGGCAACUAUUUUGCCAAUUCCUUCGCGAAUGAGAGCGGAGAGUGGGACUCCAUACUGAGCGAGUUUUCGACCGACACUUGUAUACAAGACCCCGGCAGUUUUGACACAUCUCUUCUCUCGACGUCUCCAGUCACGUCGGCAUCCUUUCGCAACACCCCCGAUACUGUCGUCAGCAACGCCUGUGUGAGUCUCAACGGCCCCAGAGAAGGCGUCGACAACAAAAUUGUUGCAGUAGAACCCGGCAUCAAAGAUACUGCAGCUGAGGAAACCUCUCCGCAACGAACGACUACUCUGCCUCUCGACGUGGCCGCAAACGGCAGUCACCAACCAGCGAUUGACUCAGCACCAAACUUCGCCGCGGCGUCGGGACAGGCAACAGGCAUGGCGGCUGGCACUAUAGUGUGCUCUGCUGCUACACUGGGAACUUGCCCUACAGAGCCGUCGCUGGUCAUGACUACGUCUCCCAGGCACCGUGUCUCUCGCCUCCCACCAGACAUUGGGGCGGAUGGGCAGAUCAGAUAUCUUGAGCCACACGAGAUACCCCAGCCGUCUAAGACCCUCCACCAUACUACUCGAACUCUUGCCGGCGAUAACGUAGUGCUACCUCCAGAAUUGGAAAAACACAUGUAUUAUCCUCCUGGGCAGGGACCCAGUCGGCAACAUCAGCAGAUCCCACAGCAGAUGCAGAUGCAACAAAAGCAGCCUCAAGCUCUACAGCUCCAGCCGCUCCAGCACACCACAGUGCCUCAACAGUUGCAGAACCCCCAGCAGUUCCAACACUUCCCGCAGCUCCAGAAUCGCACAGCCCCUCGUACUAUUGCGAAUCAGCAACUCUAUAGCCAAAGCACUCACUUCACCGAACAGAAUGCUCAGCAUGCUCAACAUCCUCUGCAUCCUCUGCAUCCUCAGCUUCCUCAGCUCCCCCAGCAUGGUGAUUUUCCCUCGUGCCGGCAGAACAUGACGAGUCCACAUCAUACUCAACAGCAACAUCACUUCCAGGACUUUCAGCAGUUUCCAAAUUCGAGCACUUUCCAGCCUGAAAUGUACGCCCCUCGUUCGGCUCCUCAGCAACAGCAACAGCUCAUGGUGCCUGACCGUAGCCAAGCACACAUGCAGACACCUCUGGUGACUCAGGAACCAGCUCUUGAGCUCUACUAUACUACAGAUGAGUCUCAAUCCAACUCGAGCCGGGCAGAAAAGCCUCCCAGAACAAAUUCGCACGAAUGGCUAAAAAAUCGAGAUUUUCGUUCCAUAUGGAACCUCGGUGAUGUCUAUACCAAUUGGUUGGAUACUAGUCCCAACACGGUAGAGCCACACGUUAAACCUUUUCUUAAAAAGGACAUCAAGCUUGGCAUGUCGUCUCAGGAUGCAACAAAGGCCGCCAUAACUGACGGGUUCGUACGCGGUGCAGGAUGGGCCAUCAAGCUGUUUUUGAUGCAGAUCGAGAAAGAGAUGAGAGAAAGUGGCACAAUGCUUGGAUAUCGACCGCACAAGAAAGUUCAGAAGGCUGAAUUGGAAAGGUCUAUCAUAGACCAUAUUGUGAGGACAAAUCCACCCUCUAUCCAUGGAGCGCAGUGCGCCAAUGUUAUCGCCUGGGCAUAUGACGAAUUUUACCCGGGUGUUUUCCGCCAAGAGGGCAGCAGCGGCGCUCCACGGUAUCCAAAGGAGAUAUUUGACGCUUGGCAAACUCUCCGCGAGAAAACUUCACCAGAUCAGCUGAGACCAGUGCUCUUUGAUACCAGUACGGGCCUGACUGUGAUGACGGACAUUCAACCGUCUCGGCCACCAGUAGCCCAAGUUCGCGCCUUUGCGACUCAAACGGGACAAGAACCGGCCAUCAGAAUAGCUCAGUUUUCUGUUCCGGAGUCGAAAUACGAGCAUAUCGCAGUCAAUAGCGGAGAGAGCUUUUUUACCCACCCCGAGGUACCGGCGACCAUGGCACUCCAGCAAAUGAAACGGGCCGAGUCGAUGGCAUCGAGGUCCAUGAACAAGCCCCAAGGAACUCGGCAGCCUCCUAAGACGGCAGAGGAAAAGAAAGAAAAUAGAAAUCGCAAAGCGGACGAAAAGAUCAGAUGGACGCUUACUGGACAGUCGCGCACAAUUCAGCAUGAGCAGAUGACGGCCGUAUCCUACCAGUGCAGCGAUGGCGAAUUUCGUAUUUUGGAGGGGCAGAGGCUUGAAGAAGCUCAAGAUAGGACUCUCAAACUCCGCCGAAAACAGCAGGGGCCAAGAGCCAUACCAGAAGCUACGGGGACAAAGGCGCCCAUCACGGCUACAGAUGAAUCGCACGCUGUAGUUCCAGCUGGUGCUGAAGACAGAAGCCAUGAACAGGCGGCACCCUUCUCUGCCUACAGGAUUCAGAAGAUACAGGCGGUGGCUCAACGAGGUAGCAUCAACGAGAAUCAUCUGGCUAAUACAGGUGAAGUCAAGAGGAAGCGGGUGCCAGAUGAUGAUUCCGUACCAGGCGGGCGAAAGAGAGCACGACAAGAGGUGAAACAUGGACUCAGGGAGUCGAAGACAGGCAAAGAGAUGCUGUUUACUCCGUCGGUAGAUAUUUCCAACAACAGUUAG
Molecule: messenger RNA, 2682 nt
Organism: Akanthomyces muscarius
Lineage: Eukaryota; Fungi; Ascomycota; Sordariomycetes; Hypocreales; Cordycipitaceae
Exons: 1
Coding region: 1-2682 (893 amino acids)
Source: RefSeq, a predicted model, not a curated record